GCCCAGUAACUUGUCCUGCCGCCCCGCUAGCCUCUGCUUCCUGCGAACGGGCGGAGUCUGCAAAACUUUUGGACUGGACGGGACCAGCACUUCAGGGUUUAUGCGGAGGAGCACUUGGCGGGUGGGGAGCUCAGAGGGCUCUGCAACGCUCGGGCGACCUAACACCUGGCUGUCCCUGAUCGCAGCCCUCGCUUCCUCCGUGGGUGCCCUUGCCAGUCCAUCCCCGUGGUACUGCGGUGUGGGCUGCCCUGUCCGGCUGAAUCCCCAAGGGACUAGGGAGUUUUCCUGCACGAGCUGGUGAUGGAUGAAAGUCUGCCUGACUCUGGUGACUGAUGCCCAGAUUGGACGAGAACUUCUGGAGCUGUUCCUGUGCUGACCGCCUGAGGCACAGAAGCCACCCGAGAGCCGGUGCCGGAGGGCUGGCGGCCAAAGUGGGGGAAAUGAUCAACUCCUCCGCGUCCGGCCCUUCUCGGCUGAUGGCCCCCCGUGCCCUGGACACUGACGCCUCUCGUGGGCUGCGGAGCCCUGGUGUGGGGGGCCGUGGUGGCAGCAGCGGCCACACUAACAGCUGGCAUCACCACUUGGUGCAGAGGAGCCUGGUGCUUUUCUCGGUCGGGGUGGUCCUAGCCCUGGUGCUCAACCUGCUGCAGGUCCAGAGGAAUGUCACCCUAUUCCCUGAGGAAGUGAUUGCCACCAUCUUCUCCUCAGCCUGGUGGGUUCCUCCCUGUUGUGGCACAGCAGCUGCUGUCGUCGGCUUACUCUACCCCUGCAUCGACAGUCACCUCGGAGAGCCCCACAAGUUCAAGAGGGAGUGGGCCAGUGUCAUGCGCUGUGUAGCCGUGUUUGUGGGUAUCAACCACGCCAGUGCUAAAUUGGAUUUUGCCAAUAAUGUUCAGCUCUCCUUGACUUUAGCAGCCCUCUCUUUGGGCCUGUGGUGGACGUUUGACCGUUCCAGAAGUGGCCUCGGACUUGGGAUCACCAUCGCCUUCCUCGCCACUCUGAUCACUCAGCUGCUGGUCUACAAUGGUGUCUAUCAGUAUACGUCCCCAGAUUUCCUCUACAUCCGCUCCUGGCUCCCGUGCAUAUUCUUCUCAGGAGGUGUGACAGUGGGAAACAUAGGACGCCAGCUGGCUAUGGGAGUUCCUGAAAAGCCGCAUAGUGAUUGAGUCUUCAGACCCACCGAUUCUGAAGAAUAACAAGAUUUGGGAAGAAACUCUGUGAUAUUGGAUUGUGACAAAGAUUAUUUUUUUUCCUCAGUAAUCUAUUUAGAUUGGGCUGACUGUACAAGUGACACCCGGAAAAAAAAUUCACCUGUUUUAGAAGAGCCAAGGGAAAGAGUGACUGCUUAUCCUGACCGUUACCCCGCUCGACUGCACCGUGCCUGCGUCUGCUCUGGAGACACGGGCCCCAGGCGGCAGAGCUCAGGCAGGGGCCAGUUUCCCGAGUAUUCAAUUUCAUUUAUGUUAUUAAAGCAAGUUGCCAUAUUUCAAAGCCUUGAACUAAAGCCUAAUUACCAGCUCUUGGUUUUGUAUCAGUGCCCACAGGGGAUAGGUUGAUGGUGCUUAACAAAGAUGAAGUGUGGUAAAAUAGGAAGAAUAUUUAUCCAAAACAUUUUUAAAAAUAGGGUUGUGUGAAAGAAAAGCAGCAGCUGUGGUGGGAGCAUGAGGAGGCUGUGCUCAUGCGGGUGCAGCACCAAGGUGCUUCACACUCACGCGGCUACACGCGCGUCUCCUGGUGCGCAACUGCGCUCUUCACUCCUCCCGGGGGAUUUUGUGUAGACAAUCUUACUGACGGCAAAGGCAAUGAAAAGUCAUAGUGCUGAGCUGUGGUGUAUUGGCAUUUUCACCUCAGUAUUUAUGAAGUUUUACCCAGAUCCAUAAUCAUCUAAGAGUGGCUACCUGUCUGCCGUGUUUCAGUCUUAGUGAGCCAAACUGUGUCAUUCCUUUGAUACUCCAAAGAAGAGAGAUGACUUUUUUUUCCACAGCCCUAUGGAAUUUGCAAUCUGUGAUUGCCUUGUAAAAAGAUGAGUGCGUAUGUCACUACACUAAACAUUUGGUGUUUCUAAAUACUCAAAGAUAUUGGUGAGCACAAUGUAGUCAUUUAAUGGCAUAGACCAUACUGGACCUAAUUUGCAAGUAUUGGGUCUUAAACUUCAAGUGCAAUGUAUAUGAAAACCAAUCUGAGCCUUGUAUUCUCUUAAAUAUUUAUUUUUUUUUAACGUAUGAGAUGUUAAGAGAGGGUUACCAUUCAUUUCAGCGCUGCAUGGAGGAGGCAAAAGUCAGCAAUAAUUUCCUUCUGUUGUGAAGUUACUUUGUUGUCAUGCCCUCCACUGAGCCCUGGUCCUUUGAAAUACUCCAGUUUUGUGGGUUUAGUAAACUUGUAAUUUUUACUUACAAAUUUACCUUUUUGUAUUUUGCAAUUUAAAUAUUUUUGGUUUGUUUUAAAUUCUGUGAAAGUGUCUUGACGAAAAGACUCCUUUGAGUCCCAGUCAGCUGCUGGCAGGACAGGACCUUGGACUGAGUGGCCUGUAGCUGUGGACGUGCACUCGCCUGCGUCCCUGUGAUGAUCCUCGUUGCGGUGGUUUUAUUUUGUUUUGAGGAAAAUAUCUUGGAGUAAAUUUUAGGUUACUGUAACUAAUUUGUUUUAGAGGAGUUUUGUUCAAAAGAAAAUGGGAUCAUUCUGAAUUUUGCAAUGAUCCUUUACACAUUUUCUGAAAAUGAAAACAAAUGACUAGCUUUGUGAAAAGAUUUUUCAAUGAUGUCAGCAUUUUAUGAAAAGCCAGAAGUUAUUAGAUGAAAGCAGUAAUUGAAUCUUUAAAAUAUACUUGAUCAUGCACAAACAAUAAGUAUUUUUUCUCUUAAACUGGAAGUAAAUCUGUAUCUGUUAGAAGUAAUGUAGCCAAAAAAUGUGAAUCUGAAGAAUUUUUUUGCCAAUACUUUAUAGCAAGUACAUGAACCAAAGUGAUUCGAGUUUGUAAAAAUGUAAAAUAGUAUGAACAAAUUUGCCCUAUACCAGAUUUGAACAUGUAGUGAGAUUCACAUUCAUACCAAGUUUUCAACAUUGUGUUCUUUUUGCAUUCAUUUUUUUACUUUUAUUAAAGGUUCAAAACCAACCAUUGAA
This is a messenger RNA of Diceros bicornis minor, 3120 nucleotides long. RefSeq names its product insulin induced gene 1 (gene INSIG1). Gene Ontology annotation, biological process: SREBP signaling pathway; cellular response to insulin stimulus; cholesterol biosynthetic process. Lineage: Eukaryota; Metazoa; Chordata; Mammalia; Perissodactyla; Rhinocerotidae. Gene Ontology annotation, cellular component: SREBP-SCAP-Insig complex; endoplasmic reticulum. The transcript is spliced from 6 exons. The record is from RefSeq and is a predicted model, not a curated record. The coding region runs from base 333 to 1166 and encodes 277 amino acids.